UUGCCUGGUGAAGGGCCGUUUCUGGCAUUUUCUCAUCCACCAUCAUGUGCACAGAAUGUUGAAGCACGGCCGACACUGUUCGUCAACGAUCCGUACCCAUUUCGCGUCAACGAAGACUGCCUGUAUUUGAAUAUAUUCACACCUGCCGUAUCUUCGCGAGGCGUUCUCCCUGUUAUUGUUUUCUUGCACGGUGGCAAUUUUCAAACGGGCUCCUCGAACGAAUGGCCCGGUCAUGUGCUUGCCUCCCGUGGCAUAGUUGUUGUCAGCGUGAAUUAUCGUCUUGGCGCUUUUGGUUUUUUGGGGUUUGGCGAUACGAAAACUGGCAAUUAUGGCCUUCAGGAUCAAAGAACGGCGUUGCAAUUUGUGCAGGACCAUAUCGCAUCGUUCGGUGGUAAUCCAAGGCAAGUAACGCUUGUUGGUCAUGAUGCUGGAGCAGUGAAUUUGUUUCAUGCAGCUGCAGCAAUGUCCGGUGCCGAAGUUUCAUAUCAUUCAACAAUAGGAAAGCCAGCUCUUGCAUUCAAUAAUACCAUAAAACUGGGCCGAUAUCUUGGUUGCACUCAAGCCGUAGCCGAUCAUGUCUGGGAUUGUAUCAUGACGAGAUCCACAAAUGACAUCAUUCAAGCUCUUCAUACGAUACCAGUACGUUUUUUGUCGUAUCGGAAAAUCCGAGGUCUAAGGAUGCAGUAUGAAUUUGCACAGGACAUACGGUUCACUUAGGG
Gongylonema pulchrum is the source of this 719-nucleotide messenger RNA. Lineage: Eukaryota; Metazoa; Nematoda; Chromadorea; Rhabditida; Gongylonematidae. The record is from the annotation of a GenBank genome assembly.